Messenger RNA from Rangifer tarandus platyrhynchus (Svalbard reindeer), 1116 nucleotides. The record is from the annotation of a GenBank genome assembly. Lineage: Eukaryota; Metazoa; Chordata; Mammalia; Artiodactyla; Cervidae.
AUGAACCGGAGUUUCCACAAGUCUCAGACCCUGCGCUUCUACGACUGCAGUGCGGUGGAAGUCAAGAGCAAGUUUGGAGCUGAGUUCCGAAGGUUCUCUCUGGACCGCCAGAAGCCUGGGAGGUUUGAAGACUUCUACAAGCUUGUCAUGCACACCCACCACAUCACCAACACCGAGGUGACCAUCGGCUAUGCGGACGUGCAUGGUGAUCUGCUGCCCAUCAACAACGAUGACAACUUCUGCAAGGCCGUCUCCAGCGCAAACCCCCUACUCAGGGUUUUCAUCCAGAAACGAGAAGAGGCUGAGCACUGCAGCUUCGGGGCGGGCUCGCUGUCCAGGCGGCGGCGCCCACUAGCCCUGCGGGAAGACGGCCCCUGCCGGCGCACACACCUGCACAUCGGCCUACCGCACGACUUCCGCCCCGUGUCCUCCAUCAUCGACGUGGACAUCGUCCCCGAGACGCACCGCCGCGUGAGGCUGUACCGGCAUGGCUGCCAGAAGCCGCUGGGCUUCUACAUUCGCGAUGGCACGAGCGUGCGUGUGGCCCCACAGGGGCUGGAGAAGGUGCCCGGCGUCUUCAUCUCCCGCAUGGUGCCUGGCGGCCUCGCCGAGAGCACCGGGCUGCUGGCCGUGGAUGACGAGGUCCUGGAGGUGAACGGGAUCGAGGUGGCCGGGAAGACACUGGACCAGGUCACGGACAUGAUGAUCGCCAACAGCCACAACCUCAUCGUGACGGUCAAGCCCGCCAACCAGAGGAACAACGUGGUGCGGGGCAGCCGCGCCUCAGGCAGCUCUGGCCGCUCCUCGGACAGCACGGCCAGCCGCCACAGCCUGCCCAUGGCCCACGUCCUGCAGAACUUGCCCCCGGACGAGAUGGAGAGUGACGAGGAGGCCGACGUGGUCCUCGAGGGCGUGCUGGAGCCUCGGCUGGCGCCCAGGCCGCCUCCAGGCAGCCUCACGCGCGUCAACGGCGCGGGCCUGGCGCCCGGCCUGCACAGCCCCGGGCGAGAGGGCAGCGUCCAGAGGCUUCUCAGCUCGCUCCGCUCUGACCCCCGCCACAGCCUGGCCCUGCCCCCAGGAGGGGUGGAGGAGCAUGGGCCGGCGGUCACCCUGUAG